UAAACCUAACAACGUUGGGUUAGGCCAUAACCAUUGUUAGUGCCCAAGAUUUGCAGGUCAUUUUCACAACCAAAUACUGCUUUAGUUUAGCACCAAGAUUUCUUCACUCUAAUCUAUCUAUCUGCCCUAUUAAAUCAACCCAACCCAAUUCUCUCGCACCUUCAAAUUCAUCACAAACGCUGCAAUCGUGCGUCAAGCUCCCGUUACCGGAUUACUCUCUCUCUCUCUCUCUCUCUCUCUCUCUCUCUCUCUCAGUAGUACUCUUCAAUUCUGGGUUUCUUUUGUUUUAUCGAAAGCUAUAUUUUUAAUCUCGCUUCUAUGUAAUCCGGUAUUUUCCCUGAAAUUUCCACUAUUUUUCCCAAAAGCGCAUCUGGGCUCCUUUAUAAUCUAAGUUUCUCUGUUGUUUUCCCCAAAAUAUCUUCAAAUUUCUGAAUUUUUCUGCGAAUUUGAAUCGAAUUCCGGCUCAAAUGAAGGUCCACCCGGUGCCCGGUAGACGCAACAUCACGCUGCGAUACGACAUCGCAUCGGUGCUAGCGCAGGCGAGCAUCUGCCGCCAGAAGAAGCUGCGGCGCCUGCCGCACAUCUUCGCGAAGGUUCUGGAACUCCCCCUUCAUUCGGACGCCGACGUUCUGGUCGUGGAGACCCCCGACUCCCUCAUUUUCACCGCGUCCGCGGACGGAAUCGGCGGCGGCGUCAGGGCCGACGCGGUGGAGAUCUACCCUGGGGUUACCAAGGUUGUCAUAAGGGGGAGUGGAGUGGUUGAUGUUUCUGGGACUGAAUUGGAGCUCGAUUUGUGGCGGUUUCGGCUCCCGGCCUCGAUGCGGCCGGAGCUCGCCUCGGCAGCCUACGAGGACGGGGAGCUGGUGGUGACGGUGCCCAAAGGGGCGGCGGCGGAGGCGGAGGAUGAAGGUGGCGCGCUGGUGGAGGAUGUUGGAGGUGGGAGGUUUGUUUUUGUACAGUAACAAAAGGGAAUUUUACUUUUACCUCAUCUUUGUUUUCCACUUUUACUUUCGGAAUUUUACUUUGUUAUGUUGAAAUGCACAAGCUUAUGUUUUUCUUUUAAUGAAGUGAAGAUUAUUGAAAGAGAAAGAAA
Messenger RNA from Salvia miltiorrhiza (redroot sage), 1093 nucleotides. RefSeq lists its product as uncharacterized. Lineage: Eukaryota; Viridiplantae; Streptophyta; Magnoliopsida; Lamiales; Lamiaceae. The coding region runs from base 468 to 962 and encodes 164 amino acids. The record is from RefSeq and is a predicted model, not a curated record. The transcript has a single exon.